CAUGGAUAGAGGUGGACGCCGGUGUUCAAAUCGAGCGUACCCAGGAUAGCGGGAACUCGGCGGGGUUUAGGACCCGGCGGGACGCGCGGUACAAUAGAGCCGUUGUGCCGUGGUGGAGGAGGAGGACAGAUCGCAGCUCUGGAGAUUCCCACUGAGGGGGGGACACACGAAAACCAUCCUUUAACCCGCAGCCGGGAGCAGAGCCCCUGUUUUCUGAGUGUGUGUGUGCGGCCGGACGUGGCGGGACUGAAGCGGACAGCGCCGCGUGUACUGGAGGAUUGAAGUUAAGCAGUUAAGGGUUUAUUUUCUAUCAGAGGAAUCCACUAGCAUGCUUUUCAAUUUGAAAUUUAUGGAUGUUACAGGAUGAAACGUAUCAGGUCCUCAAGCAGCAGCGACAGUUCUGACAAUGAGAGUCCCUCAACUUCCUUCUGCUCGUCAAACAAGUAUGGCAGCAAACCUGGAACCCCCGCCUCCAACCCUAAGAAACCGGCUGAAGUGUUCAGAAAAGACCUGAUCAGUGCCAUGAAGCUGCCAGACUCUCACCACGUCUCCCCGGAGGACUACUACCUGCUGGCAGACACCUGGAAGCAGGAGUGGGAGAAGGGAGUCCAGGUGCCUGCCAGUCCAGACACCAUCCCCGAGCCGUCAGUCAGGAUUGUUGUGGAGAAGCCCAAGGAAGUCCUGUACACCCACCAAAGGAAGUACAUUCAGUGCUCUUGUCAGGAGUCAACGGAACCGGGUUACGUCAACAUCAAAGAGCUGGCAGAGGCCAUGUGUCGCUACGAUCUGGACGACAUGGACCUCUUCUGGCUGCACGCGCUCAACCGAGAGCUUGACCGCAUGGGGGAGGAGCCCAUAGAUGAGCUGACGAUGGAGCGCACCAUGGAAGCCCUGGAGAGGCAGUGCCAUGACAACAUGAACCACGCCAUCGAGACGGUGGAGGGUCUGGGGAUUGAGUACGACGAGGACGUAAUCUGCGACGUGUGCCGCUCCCCGGACAGCGAAGAGGGGAAUGACAUGGUGUUCUGUGACAAGUGCAACAUCUGUGUGCACCAGGCCUGUUACGGCAUCGUCAAAGUGCCUGUUGGAAACUGGCUGUGUAGGACGUGUGUCCUCAGCCUCGACCCGCAGUGCCUUCUGUGUCCCCAGAAGGGCGGUGCCAUGAAGGCAACACGUGCAGGCACCAAGUGGGCCCAUGUGAGCUGUGCCCUGUGGAUACCAGAGGUGAGCAUCGCUUGUCCUGAGAGGAUGGAGCCCAUCACCAAAGUCUCCCACAUCCCACCCAGCCGCUGGUCUCUCAUCUGCAGUCUGUGUAAACUGAAGACCGGUGCAUGUAUCCAAUGCUCUGUAAAGAACUGCACCACUCCUUUCCAUGUGACAUGUGCCUUUGAGCACAGCCUGGAGAUGAAGACCAUCUUGGACGAAGGGGAUGAAGUCAAGUUCAAGUCUUUCUGCCUCAAGCACAGCAAAUCUAAAGCCGGGGAGGCCAGCCUGAGCCCGGCACGCUCCAAACCCCCCAGUGAGGUGGGGAAGGUUGGCCAGCGAGCGCAGAGACUACAGGAGCUGGAGGAGGAGUUUUACACCCUCAUCCAGCUGGACGACCUGGCGCGGGCCCUCGGGCUCUCUGAGCGCUUGGUGGACUUCAUCUACCAGUACUGGAAACUGAAGAGGAAAGGGAGCUUUAACAAAGCUCUGCUGCCCCCUAAUGAGGAGGAGGAGAACCUGGUGCUGCAGCCUCAGGAGGACAGCAUCCACACACGCAUGCGGAUGUUCAUGCACCUACGACAGGAUUUAGAGAGGGUGAGGAAUUUGUGUUACAUGGUGAGUCGGCGGGAGAAGCUGAAGCUGCUGCAGAGUAAAUCCCAGGAGCAGAUGUUUAACUUGCAUGUGCAGCUAAUGAACCAGGAGCAGUCUGCUGGCCUUCCUGCUUCAUUCGCAGUGGAGAAUACACUGUUCCGUCCUCCUCCGCGGAUUACUCUAAAGCUAAAAAUGCCCAAAGCUUCAAAUCUUGGAAAUGGAAAUUCCAGUUCCAAAUCUGGUAAUGGGCCACUCUGUCCGGACAAUAGUGGGAAUGUUACAGAAUACACAGGUGAGGGGCUGGGUCAGGGGAAACCUCAAAUGCAUGGCCGCGGUCGGAGAGACGAGCGCUCCAACGGCCGUCUGGCUUCCUCGAGCCACUCGAACAACUCAACGCUGCCUGUUAAACCAACUGGCAAACCAUUAUCCCUACACGCUGCACUCCACGGCCACUCGUCCAACAGCAAUGGCAAGCUGGACCAAGACCGAGCAAGGUCUAACGGCCUCCUAGAGAAGUUUGCGUCUCAGAGGGACAACUCCUGCCAGACUCCCAGUCACCAGAACGCCUCAAACGACAAGAGCAGCUUUCGUAAAUCUGCCAUGGAGCACUUCGGCAGGUCAUUCAAAGAGGCGACCAUUAAUCUGGUACGGACCACAGAGGACCUGAGGGCCUCUGACAAACUGUCCCGCAAAGUGUCUGCCAAGGAGAGACUGUGGGCUAAACCUGCGUCUGAACACAAGGUGAAAAGCAUGCGAUCGUACCAGGAUAGUGACGGAUACUGUCCUGACCUGGAGCUCAGUGACUCAGAGCCAGAGGCCAAAGGGAGGCACCAACGGCAGGUUGACACUCCAAGGGAAGGGGUCAGUCGGGGGAAACAGUCGCUGGGCUCCCGACACCCCAUGCAAAGGUGACCGCUGUAUUUUUUUGUUGUUGAUUUAGUUUUUUUUACUCUGCUCACUGCCACUGAUCUCCUCCUGACCUUCUGGCAGUCUUCCUAAGUGCCAGGCUGUCUCUCUGAACACAUUUCUAUCAGGGACCAGACCAAGACCCAGCGCUCACGGUGCUGAACACACGAACCAGAAGAUAUUUGAUGGGUGCUGUCGUCUAUAAUAACCCAGUAGAGUUCAUGAGAAGCGUAGUUACAGUGUUGAUUUACAGAACAAAUCUGUCUUCUGAGAUUAUCAUGCUUGCCUUUUGUUUGUGGCCAGCAUCACAUUUUGUACUCGGCACAACUUUGUAUUAAACAGCCCUGUUCCCCUGUACACAGGUUCAAUCUGCCUUUGACUAAAACUGUUGUACAUAAGUUGUUCAAAUUGGGUAUGUAAAUAUUUCGUAACUGAAACACACAUGUUCCACUUAAUUGCUCCUUCACUGUCACUGUGGCCAGAAAUUAAAACUGGAAUGGCUAAUGGGAAUCCUGUAGAGAACUCCAGCAUGUACUCUACCUGUUUCCUCUUGUUUUCCACAAAGGUGAUAAACUGACAUGGUGACUUUUUUUACACUUGUCAAAUAGUGGAGUCAUGUUAUUCUAAACAUGAAUGCCUUUGUGUAGGAUUAGACUUUCACACAGUGAGUACCUUCAGUUUUUGCAGGUGGUAAAACAAUCAGGUUCUUGCCUAUAAGGGAGGAAAUACCAGGAAAUAUAACUACAUCCAUCGGGAAUGACUUGAAACUUGAUGCAUUAAGGCAAAGACUGAGUGCGGCUCUUGGAUCAGUGGCUGCCAGAUUUGAUUUUCCUCAGAUACUAAUGAUGAUCAGCCUUCAUCAUCACAAUUGUUUUUUGUUUUUUUUAUUGAAAAUUGAGGAGCUUUGCCAAAUAUGAACCAAUUUUUACUACAAAAACUUUAUUUUAUUUAACAAAAAAGCCAAACUUCUCUAAGGCGUCUUAAUAAAAGCAGCUGUACAAUAACUGCCUAAAAAACAUACAUUGUAAAAUUUUACCAAACUAGGAGUUAAAGCACUAUUGCUUCACAGCAAGAAACUGGGGUUACAUUUUAUUUCUCCAAAUAAUUUAGCUUCCUCCACAAUCCCCCUCCCAAUCACAUGCAGGUGUAGGUUAGGUUAACUCUUUAUUUGACUGUGGGUGUGAAUGGUUGUUUGCCUCUGUAUGUUGGUCCUGUGAUGCUCUGUGGACCUGUCCAUGGUGUACCUCAGGGUCUACCCCGCAUCUCGCCCAAUCUCAGCUGUGAUUGGCUCUAGCUCCCUCAUAACCCUCAAAAGAAUAAGCUGUAUAGAUGAAGAAUAAAAUAAAAACCAGUCCUUAUGCCUCCAUGCAGGCGACAGCUGUGGAGACAUGUUUCCAUUUUGUCCGACCCUCAGACCCAUUGUUGUGAGCACGAUAUCUCAGGAACGCCGUGAGGGAAUUUCUUCAAAUUUGGUAAAAAUGUUUACUCACUCGAGGUUAAACAAGGUUCUGGAUUUGUUUUUAAGGUCACUGUGACAUCACAAUGUUGAUAACCAUUUUGGCCAUAAGAAUUACAGCAGAAUGAUCAUGGGUGCAGGGAGCUCUGGAGGUUUAUGUAAGACAAUUCAACACCAUAACUCUAGGACAGAAUAAAAGACUGUUACCAUAUUUCACAAAGACACUUGUGUAAUAUUUGUUACGUAGCAUUAUUCAGGUGUAAUGUUGGCAAGUAACUUAUUUUUGUUAAAUUUUCUACCAAUAAACACAGUUGAAAUAAACAGUUGCAAAGUGGCUGUUACACUUGAGUUGACCAUUCAGGACAAGGCUGAGCCAGAUCCCCUUCUCAAAAGAGAGAAGAGGAAGCAGGUGAAACUGAAUCUGUUUCCUCACCUCUAACACUAACAGAGCAGAGAGGUUUAUGCCAGUGAAAAUGAACAGAAGUAGACACUACAAGUUCCAGAAACUUAAUAUGCUGAAGUGAAACAUGGUUUUCACCUCUGACCUAUGCUACUGUCAUCAGUUCACAACUGCAUUUCGUGUGUCUGUGUGUGUGACUUCCUUCCUGUGCAGCAUCAACAAACACUGUCAAUGCAUUUUUGUUCCGUUCGCCUUCUCAAAACAAAUUGUCAAGACUGACGUGGAUUGUAAAUUGUAAAACAGGUGCACAAUUCAACACUCACACGUCCAACACAUUUGUUUUCCACAAAUAAGGGCCCACAUAUGCAUUUGAACAUGCUGUGUUAUAUUUCUCCAUUGGAAAGUAAUGUUUUUAAAUAAAAUGUAAAUUAAAUAAUCGUGUUCUUUGUGUAAAUAGAUGAAUUUUAUGAAAGUG
Molecule: messenger RNA, 5034 nt
Organism: Paralichthys olivaceus (Japanese flounder)
Lineage: Eukaryota; Metazoa; Chordata; Actinopteri; Pleuronectiformes; Paralichthyidae
Gene: jade3
Product: jade family PHD finger 3
Biological process (GO): regulation of transcription by RNA polymerase II
Cellular component (GO): histone acetyltransferase complex
Source: RefSeq, a predicted model, not a curated record